This is a messenger RNA of Arxiozyma heterogenica, 1476 nucleotides long. It is a transcript of the gene THP1, whose product is annotated as Thp1p. Gene Ontology annotation, cellular component: transcription export complex 2. The coding region runs from base 1 to 1476 and encodes 491 amino acids. The record is from RefSeq and is a predicted model, not a curated record. Gene Ontology annotation, biological process: poly(A)+ mRNA export from nucleus; transcription elongation by RNA polymerase II; post-transcriptional tethering of RNA polymerase II gene DNA at nuclear periphery. The transcript has a single exon. NCBI's taxonomy places the organism in Eukaryota, Fungi, Ascomycota, Saccharomycetes, Saccharomycetales, Saccharomycetaceae. Gene Ontology annotation, molecular function: double-stranded DNA binding; RNA binding.
AUGACAAUGCAACAAUAUACUUUAAAUAGUUUCUAUAACGAUAUUUCAAAUAAAAAAUUUCAAGUAUUAAAAUUGGAUCUGUCUAAAAACGGAUAUAUUAUAGCUGCCUUACAAUCACAACUGUACUCAAGGAGUUGUGAUAAAAGUACUCAUGAUGAUGGUUCUUCUCAUUAUGAUACUCAAAAACUACAAGACAUGGUAGAAUCCAACAAUUUUUAUUCUGGCAAGUGGACAAGAUUUAAUAUGAUGAUAGUAUCAUUUCUAGAAUAUUGUCAAAAUAUUGAUCCAUGGUCAUCUUGGAAUAGUUGUGAUGUUAUUUUCCAAUUCUACUCAGAUCUAAACAAUUGCAUCCUAAAUGAUACUUACCCUGUUGAUGAGUUAAUUGAUAUUUUUAUAGAGAAUACCGAAUACAUUAUACCAUUUGCUGAGCUUUUAGAUUCUAAUUAUAGAUAUUUACAGAUCAAAAAAUUCCAGUUUUUAUCUUACACUUCUUCCAUUAUAUCAAAAACUUUUAAUAGUAUUAAAUCCCAACAUCCUAAUUCCAGUUCUAACCAAAAUCAUAAUACUAUAUUAAACCAAUCAAAUUUCACAAUAUCAAAGAAACAACAGAUAUUAUUAUAUUUAGUGAAUAAAUUAAAUAACAUAUAUUUUAAGAUUCAAUCGCCACAAUUAUGUUCCAAUAUUUUCAGAAAUUUUAGACCGAAGAGUUCAAUUAAAAAUUUCAAUGAAUACCCAGUAUGGCAACAGAUUGAAUACCGUUAUCUAUUAGGUAGAUUUUAUUUACUAAAUAAGAGGGUCUCAAAUAGUUUUGUACAACUGAAUACUUCAUUUAACUUACUUUUCAAAUCUUAUCAAAUCAUGAAUAUUCUCGAUGAUCUCAGAUCUAAACGAAAUUUGCAAAGAAUCUUAAAAUAUUUAAUACCAUUAGGUAUAAUUAUGGGUAAAUUACCAAAUUUAAACUUUGUUUCAAAAUUUUUGAUAGAUGAGGAGAACAAUUUAAAUUAUAGAGAACUGCUUCAAUAUGUUAGAAGUGGCAACAUUUUCAUGAUGAACCAAUGGUUAAAAUCUAAUGAAAUUAUAUUAAGGAAAAGAAAUCUUUUUUUAAUUUUACUGGAAAAAUUACCCAUGCUAACAUACAGAUAUUUAUUACGAAGAGUUAUUCAAAUUUGGUCUAUUGAACAGCAAUUGAAUCGUUUACCAUAUGAUAUAUUUGAAAAAUGUUUGAAAGUAUCCAUUCAAGACAAUGACACAUCUGAUAACAUUAAUAUAUUCAAUAGCAUUCAUAAAAGUAAAAAUGUGGAAAAUAUUUUGGUCACUUUAAUAAAUUUAGGUUACCUUCGUGGAAAUUGUUUCCCAUUACUACAACUUUGUGUAUUUCAAAGAACCACAGACAUAAAUAAUAUAUUACCACCAAUAGAGAAUCGAAUGCUGAGCAUGUUCCCAUUAAACCACGAAGAUUCAUGGUUAGAUAACUGA